Messenger RNA from Oxyura jamaicensis (ruddy duck), 2061 nucleotides. It is a transcript of the gene TMEM106A, whose product is annotated as transmembrane protein 106A. Bases 411 to 1250 code for a protein of 279 amino acids. The transcript has 8 exons. NCBI's taxonomy places the organism in Eukaryota, Metazoa, Chordata, Aves, Anseriformes, Anatidae. The record is from RefSeq and is a predicted model, not a curated record.
GAGUCGCUAAACCAGACUGCCUACAGCAAAGAUCGUAACCAGUAGAAAACUGGGUUUGAGUGAUGCCUUUUGUGAUGAAGAUGCAUCUUUUUCUCUGCUUGGUAUCGUUAAUGCUGUUGAGAGGAUUAUUAGGAGCUGAGGAAUUAAUUAUCAGAAGCCUGGGAAAAUGAGUUCAGCUGCCACUUUAACUUUUAAAGAUAACAUAAGGCUACGGAAUCUGAAGAUAGUUUGUUUUUACAUUGUUUGAGUACUAUUUGAUUUUACUCGGGCUAGAUUAGGACUGCCAAGGGGACACAGGUGAGUAAAGACUAGGCAAGAACUCAAGAGUUUGACUUCUGAGCUAUGUUGUUACCUUAAAAUGUUCAGGUGCUUUGAGUCAGCAUUCCACUCUUCUUACCAAAUACCAUGAGAUGAAGAAUCUGGCAUGUUUAAUUCUUCCUUCAGCCAUGGGUGGAAAAGUUUCACAGUUCUGGAAAACAUCUGACCAAAAGGAGAGUGAAGGGAAGCUGAUCUUACCUGGGCAACUGGAUGCUGAAGAUGAAAUUGCCAAUUACGCGAGCAUCAACGGAGGAGAUUCUGCUAUACCCUGCAUGCCUGGUACAGGCAUCUUACGUCGAAGCUGUGUCAAUUGCCCAACAUGCCAGGGAACAGGAAGGAUCCCCAGGGAGCAAGAGGAGCAGCUGGUGGCACUGAUUCCAUAUGGUGACCAGAGGCUGAAGCCCAGACGAACGAAACUCUACGUAUGUCUUGCUGUGACAAUCUGCCUGCUGAUGACAUCUCUCAGCAUCUUCUUCCUGUUUCCUCGCUCCAUUACUGUGCUGCCUGCAGGGUUGAAUGCCUCCUCCAUUGGUUUUGAUGUCAAUACCACCAGUAUAUACCUCAACAUGACAAAUGUGCUGAACGUAACUAACAGCAACUUCUACCUGGUCACUGCUGUGCAACUAGACAUUGAGAUUUUGCACCAAUCCCUGGUAGUAGGGAAGACCACUGUGAAAACUCUGCUGAACAUCAGCCCUUUGCAGAGCGGCCAGAUGUUUUAUAUGGUGGCCAGCAUCAUAUCGGAUGACAACACUUAUAACAUUUGCACCUGGACAAAAGUCAGAGUUCACAAUGUUCUGCUGCAUAUACAGGGUACACUGACCUGCACGUACCUGUGUCACUCGGAGCAGGUGGCUUUUGAAGACUACCAGUAUGUGGACUGCCGGGGGAACGCGACGUUACCUCACCCACUGUACCGCCGCCCACCAUGACAGAGCCAGGCUGGCAGAGCUUUUGGGUGCUGGGUGUUCCAUCACAAAGGCAAGUUGUAGGGAGACAAACUUGUGAGGCUUCUUCUCAAUCCAUGCCUUAAGCCAGGAGGCUUGGUGUUUGCUGGGCAAGGCUACCAUCUCCCUCGUGAAGACGGUAACGUACUGGGACUGUACUGCCCACAGGUUGCAGCUUUUUUUCCUUCAGUUCCUUAUCGUGGCUGACCCUUCAGCUGAGUGGCCAGAGCAUGGGGUGUCACACUCUGCAACGUUUCACUGUUCCAUCACAGGUGGUGUCCUGUUAGUCUAACUCUACUUGUUUCUUCCUUGCACCAUUUUGUACUUAGGUCCUGAAUUUAAUAGUUCAUAACUUGCAGAGGGACUGGGGUGAGACCUGGCUGGAUCAGAUCUAUAUCACUAGUGUCUGACACUUGCACAACCUGUUCCAUGAGAGCAAGAAACAGGACUGAUGUCUAUCUCGUUUUCUUUUCUCUUAAAAAAAUCACAACCUACUGCAUAUCGUACCAAAACACCAUGAGAGUGACUCUGAUACCCGCUGUUUGAGCUCUCUGGUGUAGGAGGCAAGAAUGCAAUGCCUUGGUUGUCUUUUUAUACAUAAAUAUAUAUUUUAAAAUAAGAUCAUCCACUAGGUGUUCUGUAAUGGGAUCCGUUCCAGUGAGGAGAAAAUGUGAAAGACUUGCUGUUUUCCAGCCAGUGGUAUGUGGUAGCUGGUACCUGCUGUUUGUUGAGUUGCUUUCCUCUAUGCUUUGCCACUGGGUGCUCUGAACAUGAGCAAGCAUGAGUGAGAAAAGCA